Molecule: messenger RNA, 3134 nt
Organism: Platichthys flesus (European flounder)
Lineage: Eukaryota; Metazoa; Chordata; Actinopteri; Pleuronectiformes; Pleuronectidae
Gene: pheta1
Product: PH domain containing endocytic trafficking adaptor 1
Exons: 3
Coding region: 275-1174 (299 amino acids)
Biological process (GO): retrograde transport, endosome to Golgi; receptor recycling; endosome organization
Cellular component (GO): trans-Golgi network; recycling endosome; early endosome
Source: RefSeq, a predicted model, not a curated record
CUUCACGUCACGUGACAGGGAAGAAGGGAAGGGAGGAAGGUAAGAAGGAAGGAAGGAGGAGAAGUAAAAGAUAAAUAACGGGGAGAUUAUGAGCCUGACAAGACGAGGAGUCAUCGUCUGAAGCCUUCAGACUGACUGACGGAGAUACGAGAAGAUGGAGACAUGUUGAGUGGUGAGCUCCAGAUGUGAUGGGAGGACAGAGGUGGUCAGCAGCUGGACAUGAGAUGAACACGUGAAUAAAGAAUCCUUUGAGGGAAAGAGAGAAGGGGAGAAGAUGAAGCUGAACGAACGCAGCGUUGCCCACUAUGCCACCUGUGACUCCCCACCAGACAAGACAGGCUUCCUGUUCAAAAAGGGCGAGCGCAACACGGCUUAUCACCGGCGCUGGUGUGUCCUGAAAGGGAACAUGCUCUUCUACUUUGAGGAGCGUGACGGCCGAGAGCCCAUUGGCGUCAUCGUCCUGGAGGGAUGCACCGUGGAGCUGUGCGAGUCAGCUGAGGAGUUCGCCUUCGCCAUCAAGUUUGACUGUGCCAAAGCUCGCGUGUACAAGAUGGCUUCUGACAGCCAGGUGGCUAUGGAGUCGUGGGUGAAAGCGUUGUCCAGGGCCAGCUUUGACUACAUGAGGCUGGUGGUGAAGGAGCUGGAAAGGCAGCUAGAGGAGAUCCAGGAGGCUGCGGGAGGCAGCUGUGUCGGGGCUGCAGUUGGAGGGUUGCAGGGCAGGCCGAAGGUGUCCAGGCGAAGCCAUGUUUCGCGGUCUAAGUCAGGAGCAUCCUCUUCUUCAUCGUCUUCAUCCUCUUUAUCGUCUUCAUCAAGUGCUCCUCUCAUGUCAGUCCCCUUCUCCGCUCAAAAGAGCAGCCAGGAUGAGGUGCAGCUCGUCUCUGGCUGCUCCAGAGAGAACGGGGUUGCAUGGAGUAGACCACCUGUUGCCUUGGCUAAUGGCUUCGUUGAGGGAGGAUCUUCCAGUGCGGCCUGGGAAGGCUGUGCAGAGUCUGGGAGUAGCCCUGGGAUCGGCUAUGGGGCCGAGGGGUCGAGGGCUCCACCAGUGCCACCGAGGAGAAGAGGAGCAUCUCUGGAAAGCCCGGUCUCCCCUGGCACCGUCUGCUUCUCCAAACUCCAUGACUGGUACGGCAAAGAGGUGGAGGACUUGAGAAUGCAGUGGCUGCAGAGCCAGUAAUGAUGAUGAAUGAAAUGGGUCAUUUAUUUUUCCUGAACAUCCUGAAAUAUUACACCCUUCUGGACCCAGCAGAAAGGGAGAAAGCUUGGACAUUAUUCCAGAAUGCAGUCUUAACUAACUGACUGAUUCACCUGGCACAGUCUUAAAGAAUAACACAAUCCACUUUAUUAAUAUCUUUAUCCACUCCAAGAAAAUUUGAAAUUCCAAAUAGUUUUUUUCUAGAGUUUUGCUCGUUGUCGUUUGCCAAGGACAACAUGAUUUUUUUCAAGAGUGGGGCCAUGUGAUGGAUAAAACUGAUUCCAAUUUUUUUUCUGCCCAUCGAGCUUCUUAAUGUACUUGUGCAAUUGUUGUGGAGUCUGUUUUCAAGAAUAAUGUUUUGCUAAAGUUACACUUACAAACUAUUAUGCCAAGCACCUGAAAAAUACCCCCAAAAACCACAUGUAGCUGCUAAAAUCAACAAAGUUAUGUAUAUUUCUAAUGGAAGGGAAAUAGGUUAUAUGCGAAUGAAACAGGUCACUUAACGAUCAAAUCACAAAACAAAUCAAAGUAGAUCUUGAUGCUAUAGUGAUAUUUCAAAGUGCUUGAAUCAGGAAAUUAGACGAUCAAAUUAAAGAAGGUCCAGAUAAAUGUUUGAGCAGUCGGUAAUAUCUUCUACAUUAUCCAUUGGCAUCUCAAUUCAUGAUUUCAGGUUUCCUGCAACUUUAAAACAUCAAACCAAGAUCUUCUUAGCAGAGAAAUGAGGCGGCUCUCAGGAUAAGAAGUGUUGUUAGUGGGAAAACGAGUCCAGCUUCUCCUCCGUACUCUCACUGGGGCAGCUCUCGCCUCAGAGACCUUUUAAUGUCAGAGCAUCUUCUCGACAGUCAGCUGGGACCGAGGUGGGAGCGGGAUGUCUCGCUCAGAGCUGCACACCCUGGUAUUUUUAGCCCCUGUUAGCCAGCGGCCAGAUGAUGUUGUGUCAUGAGAGCACUUGUCACUGAGUUUUCCUUUGACUGAUAUAUUCCUUAAAAGCAGAUUGUUAUCCUUGACCUUGGCCGAUGUUACUCUUGCCACAAUUCUCUAAUAAUGACAUGUCUUACAAUCAAAUCUUAAUUUUAUUUGUUUGUUUGUCAGAAAGUUGUUGAUCUGAAUGUUACUGAAUGACUGAGGCCUGGACUAUAUGUGAAUAUCUGACCUCUUUUGUGUUGAAAAAUCUACUAUUCCAUGUUGGAAAAUUAACACCAGCAGCUUGCAAAAUGAGCCUUUUUAAAAUGAUCCCUCAUACCGCAUUCUAUAUAUCAAUCACCUAGCCUUUUACAUUUUCUUUUAUACGUGCCUUAUGUUAUCUUUAUACCUCUGUUACUACACUUGUAAGCAUUACCAUAGAACCACAGUGAUCGGAGGGUUUGAAUAUUCCUUUUAAUUGUUAUUCUUCUACUGUGCCUACAACGGCUCAUCUCAGUGCAAUCACGUUUUUUUGCUCAGUUACUUCAGUCGGCAUCGAUGCACAGUGCUUGUGCACAAACGACAAUUGUGGGAAAGGAACGGUACAGUGUGGGUUGUGUGUUUUAAUGCAGCAAUAUCAAAAAUUUAUUAUCCAAAAUAUUAUUGAUGCAUUACUGCCAAUUUUAUGAACUCCAGAAAUAUGUUACUGUAAUCACAGAAGCCAACAGUCCGUUUUACAAUAAUGUUAAAGGGAAUUUAAGAAUACUUCCAAUUAAACACAUAAAUGAUAAAAGUAUGUAUCUUUUAUCAUUUGUGUCAAAUGAGUGCCAAAUGAGGAAAGCAACCUAAAUGCACAAUGAUAGUAUUUUCCCUCAACCUUUUGAUUUUAGUAUACAUUUUCUAUAUUUUAGCACACGAUAUGAGUAUUAUAUUAAAUAACCAAUAAUAUUUAACUCAUUGUCCUGAUAUGUUACCCUGAAAAGAUUUUUGUCAAUGAAGCAUUCGCUGUUAGCCAAUUAAUAAAACUGUGCGAAUUGGU